CUUGACCUCCAUCCAACACACCCCUCAACCCAAUGGCUUCCUCCUUCUUCAAAAGACUCGUCUCUAUCUCCGAUCAUCUCCAUUACCCAAACCUUUCCUUCUUCUACUACUCCUCCGCCACACCAUCUUCUCCACCUGAACCCCUUCUCGCUCUCCUGAAAUCCCACAACUUCUCCGACUCCCACAUCUCCAUUCUCCUCUCCAAGCGCCCCUCCCUCCUUCGCUUUAAUGUCCCCCUUGUUCUCGCCCCCAAGCUCCGCUUCCUUCUCUCCGAUGCCGCCGCCGUCCCUCCCGACUUCCUCCCCAACCUCAUCAUCUCUAACCCUUCCAUCCUCACCCGCUCCCUUGACAACCAUCUCAAGCCCAUCUUCCAUCUCAUCCGCUCCUUCAUCGACUCCGCCGAUGACCUUCUCCUCAUCCUCCGCCGCAACUGGUUCCUCUCCUGCAGCCUCAACCGCUCCGUCGCUCCCAACAUUGCUUCCUUGCUUUCCAUUGGGGUCCCCCGCGACCGCAUCGCCAAGCUCAUCACUACCAGCAAUCGAUCUCUCAUGCUCAAUCCCGACGUUUUCCGAGCCAACAUCGCUGCUGUUCGCCGCGCGGGGAUCGAGCCGGAGAACCCUAUGUUCGUCUACGCACUCCGGGCCUUGAAUGGGAUGAAAAAAUCGACGUGGGAUUCGAGACUGAAGCUGUUCAAGGAGAUGGGUUGGUCGGAAGAGCUUGUUUAUGCCGCUUUUCGGAGGGCUCCGUUGUGCGUGCUGGUGUCGGAUGAGAAGAUCAGGAAGUCGACGGAGUUCUUCAUGAAGGAGGUGGGGUUUGGUCCGGAGGAGCUGAGCGUGAAACCGAAGCUCUUGAUGCAUGCAUUCGAAAAGAGGGUUUUGCCUAGGUUUAAGGUGUUUCAGGUGUUGGAGGAGAAGGGACUGUUUAGAAAGGUAGGGAAAGAGAAAGGUAAGAAGGUGGUGGCGAACUUCUUUACUUGCUCAGAGAAGGUGUUCUUGGCUAGGUAUGUGUCCAAGUAUUGCAAGAGAGCGCCAGAGUUGAAGGAUGUGGGGCUUCGGAUGGUUGGAAGUGAUGGUCAAAUUGCUGGAAAUUGUUGAAGCUUAGACAGAUUAAUAGAGAUUGAAUGAGUUGUUUGAGUUUUGAUUGUUCUGCAUUUGAUAAUUGAGGAAAGGAAGAUGGAAGGGAUGCACUGAGGCCCUUCAUUGUCAUGCUGUUCAUGCUAAUUUGUUCAGUGUGGCAUAGAUGUUGUGAAAAUUACUGCCAUUUUCAGGUUCUCUCCUUAACUGUUAUCUUGGAAUAGGGUUAAAUGAACUAUCUUUCUUGCCUCAUUGUUGCUUGCUUGAUGAACUUCGCUAUCUGUUGCUAAAUUUGUUAGUUGUCCUAUGUUUUCAUCCUUUUCAAUAUGUGGAAUAAUUUUAUUGUAUUUUUCAUAAC
Dioscorea cayenensis subsp. rotundata (Guinea yam) is the source of this 1431-nucleotide messenger RNA. RefSeq lists its product as uncharacterized. The transcript has a single exon. Gene Ontology annotation, molecular function: double-stranded DNA binding. The record is from RefSeq and is a predicted model, not a curated record. Lineage: Eukaryota; Viridiplantae; Streptophyta; Magnoliopsida; Dioscoreales; Dioscoreaceae. Gene Ontology annotation, biological process: regulation of DNA-templated transcription; chloroplast organization. The coding region runs from base 33 to 1094 and encodes 353 amino acids. Gene Ontology annotation, cellular component: chloroplast.